GUCGUGUACCAUGGGAACAGAAGGGUCAUUUGGACAGAGGAGGAGAAAGUGGCUGUGUUAACCAAAGCCCAUGCAGGCCAUUUUGGACCACGGAGGAUGCAAGCGAAGAUUGCUCCCCGGUUUUAUUGGCGGUCCAUCACACAGGACACAUUGGAUUGGGUGCGCACAUGUCCUGACUGCCAGCGCUUUGAAAAGUUAAAGACCGAGGCGCCUGAGCUGAAGCCCGUCAAGGUCGUAUCACCUUGGUACAUGGUUGGUGUGGACCUCUUUGGACCUGUGAAAAAGUCGUCUAAGGGGAACAGAUAUUGUCUCACUUUGACCGAUUAUUUCACCAAGUGGGUUGAAGCAAGAACAUUCCCAAAAAAGACAGCAGCCAAUAUGAAGGAGAGUUAUGGAGGUUCUUCCAAACAAUAUGGUUAGGCUGGAGACCCUGGAUGGAAAGCCCAAGCAUACGAUGACCCCGUAUGCAUCACUGAAACCUCUGCGCCCGAGGACUCACCCUGGCUGGCCAAAGGAUUCCCCUUCAGCCCCUGUGCUUCCAGGAGAUGCUGAAAUGCUGACUUCAUCAUCGGAGGAGGAAACUGAGGAGCUGCACCCCGACCAGAAACAACUGCUCGAGUAUGUUUUGGCCUGCGAUCGUCCAGCUAUGGAGCUGAUCGUUAAAGAGGGAGGGGUGUGUUUAACCCGAGAAGAGUUUUGGUCUCUCGGGUUGUCCAGAGACAUGGACUCCACGAUUGGAAAUGCUUGCCUCCAGCUGGUUCAGGAAGCUGCUCAGAGACAUGGCAAAGAUGUCUUCAUUGCCAACAUGUAUAUUGUAGCAACGUGGAAGCACAAAGACGUCGAUCCAAUGUCAAGCCUUCCAAGGGAUGCACAUCUAAAGGAUGCACUCCUCUUCCCAGCGUGGAGCAAGCACAACGGGCCAGAGCAUUACCUUCUCUGUGAGCAUUGCGCAGCACAUCGUCCCAGGAAGCUGGAGUGAGCUCACUGGAAAAGACAUGCAGGAGAUCCCACGCCAGACCUCGGAAUGACUGUGGUGUUUUCAUGCUCAUGUACUCCCCCUGGCUCUGUACGGACACUACUUUUCACUACAGUGUGCUGGACAUGCAGUCAAUCCGGCGUUGGUGGUGUGUCCUUCUAAUGGAGCGCUUUGGCAUUGAAGGGUAGGACAACUUCUUGAAAUAUCUGAUGUAUUGUUUAUCAUGAUUAGUAACUGCCUGUGAUGAGGUGGCGACUUGUCCAGGGUGUACCCAGCCUUCCGCCCGAAUGCAGCUGAGAUAGGCUACAGCGACCCCAAAAAGGGACAAGCGGUAGAAAAUGGAUGGAUGGAUGGAUUAGUAACUGUAAUCUGAAGAGCUUUUCUUCAAUUUCCCCAAAGGCAUGGCCAGAGGUUCUGUUAUUGGACAGACAAGGCGAGCGGCCUAUUGCAGGGCAUUCUUCAGCCAGUCUUUAGGGCAGGGGUCACCAACCUUUUUGAAACCAAGAGUUACUUCUUGGGUACUGAUUAAUGCGAAGGGCUACCAGUUUGAUACACACUUCAAUAAAUUGCCAGAAAUAGCCAAUUUGCUCAAUUUACCUUUAACUCUAUGUUAUUAUUAAUAAUUAAUGACAAUUAAAUUUUGAAACAUAGUUUAUCUUCAAUUUCGACUCUUUAAAAUUCCAAAUUCAACCGAAAAAAAGAAGAGAACAACUAGCUAAUUCGAAUCUUUUUGAAAAAAUAAAAAAAAUAAUUUAUGGAACAUCAUUAGUAAUUUUUCCUGAUUAAGAUUAAUUUUAGAAUUUUGAUGACGUUUUAAAUAGGUUAAAAUCCAAUCUACACUUUGUUAGAACAUAUAACAAA
Entelurus aequoreus (snake pipefish) is the source of this 1837-nucleotide messenger RNA. RefSeq lists its product as uncharacterized. The transcript is spliced from 14 exons. NCBI's taxonomy places the organism in Eukaryota, Metazoa, Chordata, Actinopteri, Syngnathiformes, Syngnathidae. The coding region runs from base 392 to 979 and encodes 195 amino acids. The record is from RefSeq and is a predicted model, not a curated record.